ACUUCCGAUGUCAAACUCGACAGAACUGCGCAUGCGUGACCCCUCGAAAAGGAGCGCUCGAUUUGUAGUUCGGCAGUACCGUAACAGACAGGGUGCAGAACCACAGACUGGACUUCAUGUAUGAAGGCAGAUUUGAGCGUCUGUGUAUUAGCUAGUGAGGAUUUGUAUUCGAUCAAAACCAACAUUGGUUUAGUUCCCGGCAUGGCGGAGGGCGGCAGCAGCAGCGCCGCAGCGGCCAGCCUACCCCCGGGGGACCCGCAGCUCAUCGCCCUCAUCGUGGAGCACCUGAAGAACCGAGGGCUUUUUGAUGAGUUCCGCAGAGAUUGUCUGGCAGAUGUGGACACUAAGCCUGCCUAUCAGAACCUGCGCCAGAGAGUGGACAACUACGUGUCCACGCAGUUAAGCACGCAGGAGUGGAACGCGUCCAUCAACAAGAACCAGAUGAGGAACGGUCUCCGGCAGAGUGUUGUCCAAUCGUGUAUGCUGGAAUCUGGCGUGGACCGGAUCAUUACUCAAGUGGUGGAUCCUAAAAUGAACCACACGUUUCGGCCGCUCAUUGAAACGGCCAUUCAUGAUUUUCUGUCGGGGGAAAGGAAGGAGGAAAUCCAUGCAGAUUCUAAUCUUACACCUUCAGAGCCGCUGGAUCAGCCGGAGGUCCCCCCUUCUGCAGGCCCCACAACCCCCGCAAACUUAUCAGCACUAGGUCAUCGUCGCGAAGACACAGCUACUACCACCGCGGUUCCGGAGAUAAUCUACGAGUUUGACUGCUGCAUCGAAAUGUCCCUACUAGUCUUACUUCUCCUGCUGGCGGUCUGCCAACAGGUGCUGAUGGUGGAACCGGUGGAACCCCACGAGAAGCUCCUCAACCCCCGUAAACGGCGCCUCUCCUUGCAGAACACAGCGGAGAUCCAGAAUUGUCUGAUAAGUUCAGGUGAUGUUGGCUGCGCCACCUUUCAGUGUUUCAGCAACAACUCGUGUGAGAUCCAAGGCCUCCACCACAUCUGCCACACCCUGCUGCACAACGCGGGAAGCUACGACUCGCAGGGUAAGUGGCUGGUGAAGGAGGCCCUGCGCUGCGCGGCGCUGGGCCUCCGGCAGCGCUCCAGCUGUGUGAGCCGGCGCUGCGGCGCGGUGGGCGCCAUGCUGUCCUCCCUGCUCAGGGAGUGCUUCACCAAGCACCAGCUCUGCCUCGCGCUGCGGGACCACCCCCACACCGUGGGGGACCUGGUGCACUUCCACCUGCUGACCCCGCCGGGGCCAUAUGUUGAGCUGGUCAACUUCCUGUUGGGCUGUGGAGAGGAAGUGAGGUCAUGGGUGAGCGGCAGGCUGCGUGCACAGUGCGGCCAGCAGUGGGGCUCGUCAGUGUGCGCGGCCAUCGGCAGCACCUGUCCCUUCAACCAGUCAGAUCUCCCCCUGCAGCCCGCCACCGUGCCGCCUCGCACCGUGCCCCAGCCAAUCACGCAGCUCACACACAGAUCUGGUGCGGAGGACGACAACGCUUCCACCAAUCAGAGUGACGCUGGGACCCGUCCAGGGCUGCCUGUCUCUGGGGAGGUCAACGUCACGGGGUUAUAGGUCAACACAGGGUCAGGGUCAGCCUAAUCCUGAACCCUGACACAUUGGGGGAAAUAAGUGGGCGGACACUCAGGUCCAAGGCAGCAGACAGACAGACAGUCAGACAAGUGUGCAGUUAGCCACAGGUCACGCACUUAUGACUCUACAACAGAUGGUUGGUAAUAUCGGAAGUUACUACCUCUAUUGACCAUUGAAUGGGAGAUAAAUGCAUAGAAGGUGGCAUUAUCUUGAGAUGUUAACUAGCUGUUUAUUCUCUUUAGAAUACACAUGACUUCACUGAAAGAUAAACACGUCUACCUCACACACCAUAUUGUACUUCCAACAUACACACACUAGGAAAUUAUCUUGAACAUUGACAUUUUUCUGGUGGGCAGCAGAUAUAGUCUUGUCUAUUUAAGUUCUUUAUUUUUUAUUUAUGACUAUAUGUCCCACA
Messenger RNA from Gadus chalcogrammus (walleye pollock), 2008 nucleotides. Its product is annotated as stanniocalcin-2-like. NCBI's taxonomy places the organism in Eukaryota, Metazoa, Chordata, Actinopteri, Gadiformes, Gadidae. The record is from RefSeq and is a predicted model, not a curated record. The transcript is spliced from 7 exons. Gene Ontology annotation, cellular component: extracellular region. Gene Ontology annotation, molecular function: hormone activity. Bases 121 to 1575 code for a protein of 484 amino acids.